Molecule: messenger RNA, 2680 nt
Organism: Paramuricea clavata
Lineage: Eukaryota; Metazoa; Cnidaria; Anthozoa; Malacalcyonacea; Plexauridae
Source: the annotation of a GenBank genome assembly
AUGUUUCUAGUCCAUUUUGGUGGCACCACACAUAGCGAAGUCAAACGCAAAACCAUUUGGGAACCAUCGUGGUCACACAAGAAUGAUCACAGUCUAUUGACGAGAUCUGAAACAAAUCUGGGUGAUCUUAAAAUGCGUCAAAACACUGCAAGAUAUUUGUUUCGUCGGUCGAUCAACAAAUCGGGGAAUAAAACUAUUGGCUCAGACAAAGGACUACAGAUAAAUUCUACUACAGAUAGUAACUCUACAGCUAUGAAGCUCACGGGAGAGGAUUUUUUGACGAAAACAAAUAUACCUCCCUUUCCUAACCCACCAUCAUCCAUCCCCCCAACACAUUUAGGUUGCUCAAAGUUCAUCGAGUCUUGUGAGAAUAAAUGUUCGAACGAAACACGUUUCGUCUCAAGCGAUCGUGCCUUUGUCCCGUUGUGUAGUUGUGAUACUUCAUGUAAUGGUAUUUUUAUGGAUUGUUGCAGCGAUUAUACUAAACAUUGCGGGAGCAAUACCAUAGUGCCUAGCGACCCUGUGUAUGAGGCACGAUCAUAUUUACAAUGUGAGUCAAAGCUUAAUCUAUCACUUGAGCCUUGUGAACAGCCCGAUGGAGUAUGGAUGAUAAAACAAUGCCCCAUGCAAUGGUCUGAUGACGUCAUACGUCGUAAGUGCGAGGCGCCGUCCAUGUUUCUCGAUAACCGAGCCUACGGUACAUUAGUCCCAGUGUACAGCGGAAUAAGCAAUCUGACCUACAGGAACCAGUAUUGCGCAAUAUGCCACAAUGUGACGUCAUAUGAAUUCUGGGAGUUGACAUUCCGGGAAGAAGCGACACCGCCGAGCCACUUUAACAAAGAAACUCUUAUGACGUUCAUUAGCUCAAAUCUACGGUAUUUUCGAGGGAUUAGACCUAAAUAUAGUUUCAAUGUGCGGUAUUGCUAUUUUGCAAGUAUUGUUAAAUCUUGUCCAAAUUCUUGGGACUUUGAUAAUACUCAGUGUGUUAAUGGGACAGUUGAAAUAGUCCACUCGAGUGAUGUAGUCUAUAGAAACCGUGCCUGUAGUUCGUGCCACGAUGUGAAAUCUCCGUGCUCCAUUGAAACGGUUUCCCCUGGAGGUUGUUUCGUGUUGCCAGGAAUUAUAAGCCGUGCGGUGGAUUUACAAGAUUAUGGCGUUGUCAAGGUUACCAAAGUAUGUCCCGAAGGACAGGUCUACGAUCCUUAUAUAUCCACAUGUCGUUCAAACUAUCAACCGCUACUCCUGAAUUCCUCCGUGGAUUCUUACAAAAUCAUAAUGGCAGUGCUAAGGUACGCUUCCACACCACGGGUCAACGAAUCACAACUUCUGCAAACGAUUGCAAGAAAUUUCAAUUUCUCGAAACGUCAAGUAAGGAAUGUUGAAAUAGCUACACUGGAUGAUAAAUUUAUCAUCUCAUUCAUGCUUCACUUGACACCGUUACAGAGCCUAAUAAUUUCUUCCGGUGGAGUUAAAAAUCCGAAAAACCUUAAACUCUGGCGGUUAUUGAGGUUUAAGAGUGCUUUCCCGUUGAUUCUAAGUGAUGGAGUAAAUUUAACUGUAUUCCGCGUUAAAGUUGGGAGAUUGGCUUGCAUGCAUUGGAGUGUUUAUCAAUACCACGAUUAUACGAUGUUCCAAGAUCACCGCUUGUACAUAAACAAGACUAAAGUUACCUACGAAGAAUAUGAAUACGAACUGAGUGGACCAGCUGUCAAACCUAAAGCAACCGUAUGUUCCAAGCUUGCUCCUUUCCAUAUAGAUGACUCUUACAUAAGUUUGAAUCCUUCCGAGUAUACCUUGCUUCCCAAUCUUACGCUUAUAUACAAAAAUUCAAGAUACGAUUUUGGAGAGUAUUCAUAUGUAAAUGGUACAGUGUAUAUUUUUGUUGGAUUCAAAGUGGAACACGAAAAAUCCCCGUUUUUCAGAAAUAGAGCUGUGUUGACCAUCGUGAACUUCCCUUGCUUUAUUCUAUCUGAAUUAUUUCUCAUCGCCCUAAUUGUCACUUAUUUACUUUUCAAGGAGUUGCGAACUUUACCCGGGAAAAAUCUACUAAGUUUGGCCGUUUCCCUGUCGUUGACUUUUCUAUUUUGGGUGUUUUCUGGAGAAUUUACAGACAGCGAAACGAUGUGUACUGCCUUAGCUAUUGCGACUCAUUAUUUCUUUUUGGUGUACUUUACUGCCUGCAGUGUAAUCGCUUAUCAUUCGUGUCAUGUAUUUGGCCGCGGUAUCGCUGUACGCCCAAGUGAAGAAGAGGAGAACAGAAGAUUUAGGAUCUAUUUUCUGCUAACUUGGUUCGCUCCAGCAUUGUUUGUCGGAUUAUUCAGCAUACUGGACCACACUGGUUCCUUUGCUGUGGAUUACGGCCUUGUUGGAGAAGUCGUGUGCUUUCUGGGCACAAAACAAGCACAGUUUGUUACGUUUAUCACCCCAAUUGCAAUCUCCCUUUUCUUCAACGUCUCAAUGUUUAUACACGUUGCAAAACGAUUUUUUAAGAAUCAAAGAUCGAACUCGCAAUUUUUAUCCAGUGAACUCCAACGAAAACGCGAUCGAGAAAAUGUGCUUAUUUGUAUCAGGUUGUCAACGCUAAUGGGUUUCUCUUGGUUGUUUCUGUUUAUACAUCUUCUUUCUCGACCCAAGACUCAAGUAUUUCUCUAUCUUUUUGUUGUGUUUGUCGGUCUACAAG